AUGGAACAUCUUGGUCCUGAAGCCUUCCCUGGUGAAGAAUGGGGUUGGUUUGGCAGAACUCUUGCCAUCGAAGAGCUUGAUUACUCAUCACAAUUAUUUGGUGAAAGCCCACUUGAUGAUGGGAACAUUGGAAUACAAUCCAUGUUUUGGUCCACCCCUGAAGCUGGGGGAAGUGAGAGUAUGUUUUACUCUUUUGAUGCUCACAACUCUAAUUUGCAGUAUAUUUCUCAAAGUAACAAUUGCCGUGACCCUACAAACUACCAUUUCGGUUAUCUUGAUCAAGUGCUGACAAAUAGUACAUGUACAUCCAUGGAUUUUUGCAUGAUGAAUGAGAAAAACCCUGUCUCUAAUUUCUCUUUUGUUCAAUCACUCACUGACAUUGAAAUGAAAGAGAAUGUCAAAUUGACUGAAGAUGAGAGAAGUGAUAAAUCAGAGAAUUCUGAUUACUGUACAGUGGAAUCAAUGUUUUUCUCUUCCAAGCAAUUGCAGCUCAAGAGGAAACUUGAUGUGCCAGAAUUGGAGGUGUCUAUAGAAGAUAAAAUAAACACAAACUCAUCAUAUGGGAAUGGUGCAAAGAUGCAUGAAGAUAAUGCUUCUCAGGAAAACAGUGGUGGAGAUAUUUCAGCAUCUAAAUCACCUGCGGCUCUCAACAAAAGAGCUAGAAGGGAAUCAGCAACAGACCCUCAGAGCCUUUAUGCAAGGAAAAGAAGAGAGAGAAUAAAUGAGAGACUAAGAAUUCUACAGAAUCUUGUACCAAAUGGAACAAAGGUUGAUAUAAGCACAAUGCUUGAAGAGGCAGUCCAUUACGUUAAAUUUUUGCAGCUCCAGAUCAAGCUUCUAAGCUCUGAUGAUUUGUGGAUGUACGCUCCGAUUGCUUAUAAUGAACUUGACAGUGGACUUAAUCUCAUCCAGAAGAUUUCUCCACCUCUAUGA
Gastrolobium bilobum is the source of this 933-nucleotide messenger RNA. RefSeq names its product transcription factor RSL2-like. Gene Ontology annotation, biological process: regulation of transcription by RNA polymerase II. Bases 1 to 933 code for a protein of 310 amino acids. NCBI's taxonomy places the organism in Eukaryota, Viridiplantae, Streptophyta, Magnoliopsida, Fabales, Fabaceae. The transcript is spliced from 5 exons. Gene Ontology annotation, cellular component: nucleus. Gene Ontology annotation, molecular function: DNA-binding transcription factor activity, RNA polymerase II-specific; RNA polymerase II cis-regulatory region sequence-specific DNA binding; protein dimerization activity. The record is from RefSeq and is a predicted model, not a curated record.